AUGGUUAUUUAUACAAGCUGCGACAUUGUCUCGGCUGAGGAUCGUGCCAACAGCAACAACAAUAACAAUAGAGAUAGAUUAAAUGCCUUUCAGAUUUAUAGUGCAUUUUGCCACUGCCAAGGGUCUCUACUCCCAGUUGAGGGCAACGCGCCUUCGUAUGCUCAAUUGUACAUCUAUGAUCCUUCAUAUGCUGCUCAGAGGCGAUCAGAAAGGAAUGAAAACUUGGACAAUGAGACUAUAGAAAAUCUUUCAGCUCUACUUUCUGAAUGUAAUCCCUUCGCACGCAUUUAUUGUCAUGCAUAUGAGAUAUUGAGCAACCAUAAGAAUUUCAGCACCAACAGCGAAGAUAGGGCUAACAACAAUGGCUCUGCCGAAAGCGAAUCACCUUAUAUUAUCAUCAGUUCAUCGAUGAGAAUGCAUUUGACUGAAGAAGGCGACAAACGCGCUCACGACCUGCUAAUAAUGGAAGAGGUUCCCGCAGCCAUCUUUAUUGAGUAUAGCAACAGAAGCUGUUGUGACAUCGUUCUUACCUUGAGAAGCAGUAGUAGAAAUGAUAGUCUCCGUUGA
Messenger RNA from Rhizopus microsporus ATCC 52813, 567 nucleotides. RefSeq lists its product as uncharacterized. NCBI's taxonomy places the organism in Eukaryota, Fungi, Mucoromycota, Mucoromycetes, Mucorales, Rhizopodaceae. Bases 1 to 567 code for a protein of 188 amino acids. The transcript is spliced from 2 exons. The record is from RefSeq and is a predicted model, not a curated record.